AUGUCGACCUCCCAAGGAGCAGUGAAUCAGAGGCCGUACCAACCGUCGUCGUCCAGUCGCCACUCCGCCUCCAUCUCUGUCGAGUACCAUCGUGCGAGUCGCCAGAUCACUCAGGAAUACGCCAACUUCAUUGCCGACAACGAGGCCCAAGCUGCGGCAGCGGCCAGGUAUCAGGACCCCUACACUCCUUCCAGGCAAGCGCCUGCCCCUCCGUCUGCGUCCAAGAGCGACGCAAGGGCCCGCAGCUCAGUCUAUAAAACUCCUGGUCGCAAGCAUAGCCUCCCAGCACCGAAGAGCGUCGACCGUGAUCCCUUCGCCGCCACCAGCGGCAGUGCCUCCAUGGCCACAUCUCCCCCGCCAGCUCGUCCAUCGCGAGCCAACACCGCCAAUCUGAACGAUAUGUUCCCCACUCAACGCAAUAUCGUGAGCCAACGCCUGUCCGAUCCUAUCAGCCUGCCGCCCGACACUGUCUUUUACGUUGACGAUCAGCAGCAGCAUCCGCAGCAACUGCAUCAGUCGCCGAUUCAGCAACAGUCGCCGUCCGAUGCGUACGAUGCGGAGGGCUUCCAGCAAUCACUCGGAUACAAUGCACCAAAUGUGCCCAGUCCACCACAAGCCAACUUGUCAGGGACGACGCGGGGGCGGAGCGGGACGACGAGCACGAAAUCGAGGAAGGGGGUCUUCAAUUUCAUGUCAGACUUGUUGAACAGCUCAAAGCGACCCGAGAUCAGUACGCCGUACGAUCCAGUACAUCUCACGCAUGUCGGUUUCAACUCAUCCACUGGUGAGUUUACUGGUCUCCCGAAGGAGUGGCAGCAGCUCUUGCAAGACAGCGGUAUCUCGAAGGUCGAGCAGGAGAAGAACCCGCAGGCAGUCAUGGAGAUCGUAAAAUUCUACCAGGAAGGUCGUGGCGAUACAUCAGUCUGGGACAAGAUGGGUAGCAUAGCUGCACCUCCACCCGUGCUGGCGCCUCAGCCGAAGCAGUAUGUCGAUGAUGGAUUCCAGAGUCCACGGACUGCCCCUCCGCCUCCGAAAAAGUCUUCCGUUCCCCACUCAUCCCAAGGCACACCCACCGCUCACCGUGCCGCACCGCGCCCUCCUGCACCACUUACCCCAGCCCUCGAUCGCUCCACCUCACAACGUCUUCCCCUCUCGAAGCCACACAAAUCUAGCGACCAACUGGCUCGUGCUAACACGACCAGAGACCGACGCUCGCCCGGGCCAGGUCAGCAGGCGCCUCUGCCGCCCGCAUUCCAAUCAAAGCCAUCGAAAUCGUCACCUGGGUCAUCCACAACAGAUCUUCAACUCAAAGCCUCGCCUUCGAUGCAGGAGCGCACUCAUGAAGUGCGCUCUGUUGCUGCCCAGCAGCCAAGUGCCGCCGCACAGAGCCUGCAGAAGGUUGCCGGCGCGACUCCCCGAAGAAGGGAGAAGAAGGACAAGGAUAAGGAGAGCGACAUCGUCAAGCGGCUACAGGCAAUUUGUACGGACGCAGACCCUACGAGGUUAUAUCGGAAUCUGGUCAAGAUUGGUGCUGGCGCGUCUGGGGGUGUUUAUACCGCGUACCAAGUGGGAACGAACCUUUCCGUUGCUAUCAAGCAAAUGGAUCUCGACAAGCAGCCAAAGAAGGAUCUCAUAAUUAACGAAAUCCUCGUCAUGCGUGCAUCUCGGCACCCGAACAUUGUCAAUUAUAUAGAUUCAUUUCUACACAAGAAUGAGCUGUGGGUCGUCAUGGAGUAUAUGGAAGGUGGCUCCCUCACAGACGUCGUCACCGCGAACUUGAUGACUGAGGGCCAGAUCGCGGCUGUAUCACGAGAAACGGCACAAGGUCUUGAACACUUGCAUAGACACGGAGUUAUUCACCGAGACAUCAAGAGUGACAAUGUCCUCUUGAGCAUGACCGGUGAUAUUAAACUCACCGAUUUUGGUUUCUGUGCUCAAAUCUCUGAUAACAACUCAAAGCGAACGACAAUGGUGGGCACACCUUACUGGAUGGCUCCAGAGGUUGUCACUCGUAAAGAGUAUGGGCCAAAAGUAGACAUUUGGAGCUUGGGAAUUAUGGCCAUUGAAAUGAUUGAAGGUGAACCUCCGUACCUCAAUCAAAAUCCCCUCAAGGCCUUGUACCUCAUCGCGACCAACGGAACGCCGACGAUUGCCAACCCGGAGGCGUUAUCGACUGUGUUCCGUGACUACCUUGCGAAGACGCUAGAAGUUGAUGCUGAGAAGCGGCCCACAGCAUCCGAAAUCAUACAGCACCCUUUCUUCAAGUUGUCUGAGCCCCUGCGGACGCUGGCGCCUCUCAUCAAGGCUGCACGGGAGAUUAACAAGAAAUGA
This is a messenger RNA of Fibroporia radiculosa, 2331 nucleotides long. RefSeq lists its product as uncharacterized. The record is from RefSeq and is a predicted model, not a curated record. Gene Ontology annotation, cellular component: cytoplasm. Bases 1 to 2331 code for a protein of 776 amino acids. Gene Ontology annotation, biological process: intracellular signal transduction; actin filament organization; regulation of MAPK cascade. The transcript is spliced from 6 exons. Gene Ontology annotation, molecular function: protein serine/threonine kinase activity; ATP binding. Lineage: Eukaryota; Fungi; Basidiomycota; Agaricomycetes; Polyporales; Fibroporiaceae.